AUGGCAACAGAGGACACGCUGGAGAUUCGGGCCACGUCUCCCCUAGAAGGUUUCCUCAAGACCGUUGGCUUUGUGGGUUCAAUGUUGGGUAUUGUCAACUUUGGAUUGGCCAACAUGCCCGACGAGAAAAAAGUUCGAGGACCGACCGUACGGGUGAAGGUUGGCACUUCUGGCGGCGACGACGCCGAACUUGACGGCGGAUUCAACUCAAUCUAUGCCUGGGACUCAGAGAACUGCUACCUAGGUUGGGCCGACGGGAAACAUAUCGGCUCUGGCGAUAUAGAUGACUUCGUCAUCGACUCUGUCUCUGGCGGCACGCGGGCUGAAUAUGUCGGCGUCGCCGCCUCGACAGAUGGAGUAUGCAUCGCCUGGGUCUCGGUCUCUCAGUUCGACGGAACCCCCGGCGGAGCCUGGACGGGCGACGUCGGGUAUUACUGUGGCCAGCCUUGGUAUCCGUCAAAGGAGAAGGCAGGGUUCGUCGACAAGGACCUGAGCAAACCAUUCAUCCCGAGAUGCACCUGGCUAGACAAGGACCACAACAACAAAAUCCCCAGGGCCGCCCUCAAGUUCAGCGUCAGUGGAUACGGCGAGGACGCUGUGAAGACGAUCGACAACUCCAAGGCGUGCGACCGCUCACUUUUCGGUCCAGACAGUGGGCCAAUCAGCAAGCGACCCCAAAAGCGAGUUGAACGCCGCGCACGCCUUCCUUGGAUGGAGCAGAAACUGGUCAUGUCAAACAUCACCCAACACACCGCCGAGGAGUUAUGCACAUCCACCACAUCUUACGGUCCCGACUUUGUUGGAUCCGACGGCAAGUUCUGCGAUAUGGGCACCAAGACGCUGAGCCCGUUGUGCUCCACCGAAAACGUCCCCGGGUGCAUCGAUAUCAACAACAAGUCGAAGACGGUCACGAAGCGCAGCUUCAUUGCGAGACGCGCCGUCGAUGUCAAUCACAAGACGUAUAAAGCCAUUGAUAGUUGGGCGUGA
This is a messenger RNA of Purpureocillium takamizusanense, 987 nucleotides long. RefSeq lists its product as uncharacterized. The record is from RefSeq and is a predicted model, not a curated record. NCBI's taxonomy places the organism in Eukaryota, Fungi, Ascomycota, Sordariomycetes, Hypocreales, Ophiocordycipitaceae. The transcript has 3 exons. The coding region runs from base 1 to 987 and encodes 328 amino acids.